CUUUGAAUUGCGUAAUUUCACUCGCGAGGUAAACUUGAUCUAGGAUCGCUUGCCCCCGUUUUUACUUAUUUGGCCGAAAAAUCUAAACACACUUCAGUAGUAACAAAAGUUCGUUGGUUAAACAUUCUUACCACGCGUCUUGGAGGCGCGAGUAUCAGCAGAAGGAUGAUUCAGAACUCACUGCCCUACUUGCUUCCCACUCCGACCGAGAAAAAGCCCACCUACACCGCAACAGAAUUACUGGCCGCAGCGCUUGGUGGUAUAUCCUUCCUCUGGUACAUUCAGUUCUUGUGGAGACGCAGAAAACUCUACCAGCACUCUAGGAGUUUACCGGGACCUUUCGCUUUGCCUCUGAUAGGAUCUGCUCUAUCGUUCGUGGGCAACCCAUAUGAUAUUUUCCAUACCAUCUCGAAGAUGUUCAACACUUACCCGGGAAUCUUUCGAGUCUGGUUCGGCACCAGAUUAUUUUACGCUGUUUCCGAUCCGAAGUAUUUUGAGAUCCUGCUGACCAGUCCAUACGCGCAAGUCAAGGAGAACCUGUACAGUAUGGCGGAACCUGUGAUUGGACAAGGACUUUUUAUUGCACCAGUGUCCAAAUGGAAGAAAAACCGCAAAAUAAUCAUGCCGACUUUCAAUCAGAAAAUCCUGGAUCAGUUCGUCGAAGUAUUCGUCGAAGGGUCUGAGGUGUUGACGCAGGUGUUGCAGAAGCACGCAGGCAAAGGAGAGAUCGACCUUUUCAACAUCAUGUCCAGAUGCACUUUGGACAUCAUAUGCGAAACUGCAAUGGGAGUUAAAGUUCAAGCUCAAACUACAGGUUGCGAAUUCACACAGUGGUCCGAUAGAGUAAUGGAAAUUAUCAUGAUACGGAUUUUCAAUAUAAUUUACCACAGCGAUUCGAUCUUUUAUAAAUUACCGCUCGGCAGGGAACUGCAAUCGGUGGCAGAAAGUAUGAAAUCUUUCACCAGGAAGGUUGUCACCGAGAGAAUUCGAGCCUACAAGAGUAAAUCUUACGAGGAACCGCAGGAGCCAAGGAGGAAAGCUUUCUUGGAUCUACUGCUGGACAUUUCUUACAAGGACAACAAUAGGUUCACCGACGAAGAAAUAUUGGAUGAAACCCUAACGUUUAUGGUAGCCGGGUCUGACACAACUGCCACAACAAACUGCUUUUUGUUCGUUGUUUUGGGCUUGCAUCAGGAUGUACAGCAAAAAGUUCUGGAAGAAAUUCUGGAAUUCGUUGGGCCGAUUAGAUCCGUGGACGUCCAAGACUUGCCAAAAUUAAAGUACAUGGAACGGGUCAUCAAGGAAACGUUAAGGUUAUUUCCCGUGGGCCCUUUCAUAGUCAGAUCUGUCGAAGAAGACGUCGAUUUAGGCGAUCACGUCAUAGCGAAAGGUUGUUCAAUUGUUUUCGGAAUAAGGAGGGUCCAUACCAACGAAGCGUAUUGGCCCGAACCGUUCAAGUUCGAUCCGGACAGGUUCCUACCAGAAGAAAUCUCGAAAAGGCAUUCGUGUUCGUAUGUGCCGUUUUCCUACGGGCCUAGGAAUUGUAUAGGUAUGAAAUACGCCAUGAUGGCGAUGAAAAGUCUAUUGGCGACGGUACUGAGGAAAUUCGAGAUACACACGUCGUACGCCAAAAUCGAAGAUAUAGAACUGAAGACAAAUUUGGUGAUAAGGCCCAAAGAUGGCUUUAAAGUGUCGGUGAAAUCCAGAACGUAAAGUUUACUACGCUAAAUG
Molecule: messenger RNA, 1731 nt
Organism: Cylas formicarius (sweet potato weevil)
Lineage: Eukaryota; Metazoa; Arthropoda; Insecta; Coleoptera; Brentidae
Product: cytochrome P450 4C1-like
Exons: 11
Coding region: 166-1713 (515 amino acids)
Molecular function (GO): oxidoreductase activity, acting on paired donors, with incorporation or reduction of molecular oxygen; heme binding; monooxygenase activity
Source: RefSeq, a predicted model, not a curated record